Dendronephthya gigantea is the source of this 1967-nucleotide messenger RNA. Its product is annotated as type I inositol 1,4,5-trisphosphate 5-phosphatase-like. The transcript has 19 exons. The record is from RefSeq and is a predicted model, not a curated record. Gene Ontology annotation, biological process: phosphatidylinositol dephosphorylation. Gene Ontology annotation, molecular function: inositol-polyphosphate 5-phosphatase activity. NCBI's taxonomy places the organism in Eukaryota, Metazoa, Cnidaria, Anthozoa, Malacalcyonacea, Nephtheidae. Bases 608 to 1855 code for a protein of 415 amino acids.
AACCUUUCUUCAAAUGACGCAUCCAACAGACUCAAUAAAUUCAUUCCUAUGAGGGGGUAAAUAAAGCACCUGCAAUUGAAAACAACGAGAACGUGAAGGAAAAGUUCCUUCGUCACAGGAAGUCACAUACAAGGAACUACGUGAAACGGAAUUCUUAAAAUUCUUACACACGACUUUGGAGCGCAAAUUUUUCUGUUCAGUGUUACGUUUUUCCUGUUAAUGAAAGAGCAAUGGGAAAGAAAAGAUUUUUAAGGAAGGAGACGCUCAUAAUAGACGUGUUUUUUCUCAUCUCUGAUGUCACACGAGCCUACAACAUCUACGCGUGGCGGCCACGAAAUUGGCGAAUAUUAUGUCACCCGAACAACCGGAACUAGCUUCUAGUUUCCUGCUUUGUGCGCGGUCAAGGACGUAGUAAACAAAGCGAUCAGAAUGACCAAUAUUGCAUCAGGGAACUCUGUCCGUACAAAAGAUGACAUUUCACGGUUAUUUUGCCGCUAAUAACAACUGCAAAAUCGUUCAUCUGUGGGCCCCAAAUGGUGUCCAUACACAAAAAGAACUGUGAAGUCUUAUUCCCAUCAGGAAACCGCGAAAGCCUUCGUGUUUUGCCAUGGAGGAUAGUAAUUCUGUCAAAGUCCCGAUACUGUUAGUGACGGCUAAUGUUGGCUCUCUGUUCGAGGACGUGAAAAGCCUUUUGCCGGGAUGGGUUCGGGAAAUGCAGCAAAAAAUCGCUGCACUCGACCACCCAAAGUUCAUCGCAUUUCAUUUUCAAGAGAUCGGGGGUAAAUUGCCUCAAGCGGCCUUGGACAGUGUACAUCAAAUCACAAACCAACUCUUGUGCAGCCAGAUCUUGUCAGAGUACAGUACAGUCGUUGGAUACUUCGAUCAGGACUACAAAAACGAUGAAAAGUUUACGGCGCUUGGAGCACUAUUCCUUGUUCAUAAAUCUCUGAGGAAUAUUGCUAUUUGGAAUUAUUCAGAUUGCCGGUUUGAAAAAUUGAAGCAAGGAUUGCAGAUACAUACAUCUAACCUGGAUGCUUUGGAAACUAUUGACAAAUUAAAAUAUCCCAAAAGAUUUUUUCCUCAGAUGAAAUGGUCAAGAAAGGGAUAUUUAAAAACAAAAUGGAGGAUAUCUGGAACGAUCGUGAACCUGAUUAAUAUUCACCUCUUUCAUGACCCAUCAAAUUUGGUUUCCAUGGAGUCGAGUCCUUCUGUGUAUGCAAAAAACAGACAGAAUGCCUUUGAAUAUGUAUUGCAAGGUCUUGGCAAAGACCACAGUCCAGCUUUUAUUUUUGGUGACUUUAACUUUCGACUGGAUCAAUGCAAAUUUUUAAAGAUGAUAUCCAAACACUGUUCUGUAAAAACAACAUAUACGGAUGGAAAUGAAGAACUUUCAAAACUUGUUGUCGUUGAAAAAAAACAUCCAGAAAAGGUUCGUCUGGUUGUUGAGCCCUCAAAGUUUUUUUUACACUUUCAACAAGUUUUGGACAACAAUGCUUCAAAACUUCGAAAAUUCGACAAAGAAGUUCAAACGUUUAGGAGAUGGCUAUAUGAGUUUCCCAUCGAGUUUCCUCCAUCGUAUCCGUUUAAAGAGGAUGCUGAGAUCACAAAACCCUUGUAUUUGGAAAAAAGGUGUCCCUCUUGGUGUGACAGAGUUUUAUUGACACAUAAUUGCAAAGAAAUAAUUUUGGAAAAACAUUUAGCAAAAUAUGACUUGGAUGGUCUGAACACGUGUAUGGGAGACCACAAGCCGGUUUCAUUGUAUUUAGUCGUUGCUGGCAACGAAGACUCUUCGGUAGACCCUGUUGACGUGGUCGAUCCCGGAGUCCCCAUUUUGAUGCUGGAGACAUCGGUAUAAUAUAAUCGAUUAGUUUUCUAAAUAUAACAUAUUUAAUUUGAAAUUACCUGUAUAUAUUUAUAUAUUGUCUCAAUUUGAACAUUAUUGAGUUGCUUUUUUGAGACUUGAAAUA